AUGCUGUCAAUUCUCAAAAGGCGCUCAGCGCCAUCCCCCACCACCGACGGACCUACUAGAGCCUCGCAAGAAACUGACGAUGCAACACUCGCCGAGUUCAGCCGUAUGGCUCACGAAAUGGGCGUCGGUGGAGCCUACGAACGCAAAGUAGCCUUACUCAACAAGACUAUUAAAGAAGAUAUUGGAUUCGGACAUUUCCAAAUCUGGCUCACUUGGCUUGCCGGCUUCGGCUGGUUCGUCGACAAUAUCUGGUUUCAAGCCCUUUCGAUGUCUUUACCGCAAAUCAAGCUCGAGUUUGGACCGAAACAUGUUCAGUUCGCCACCCUCGCGCUAUACUUGGGUCUCUUGAUCGGAGCGACAUUCUGGGGUUUCAUGGCAGACGUAAUUGGUAGAAGACCCAGUUGGAACAUCACCCUCUUCAUCUCGGCUGUUUUCGGUGUUGCUGUUGGUGGAGCACCAAACUUCGUCGCACUCGGCGCAUUGCUGUCUUGUCUAGGUCUGGGAUUAGGUGGAAACUUGCCGGUGGAUGGAGCGAUGCUGAUCGAGUUCAUUCCCAGCACGCAUCAGUGGAUCUUGACCUUUUUGAGCAUCUUUUGGUGCUUUGGUCAGUUGUUUGCCGCGUUCAUUGGUUGGGCGUUCAUUACCAACUACAGGUGUGAAACCGCGGCGGAUUGCCCGAAAAGCUCGAAUAUGGGUUGGAGAUAUACGUGGUUCUUGUUGGGAGGGAUUACGUUUUUGAUGUGGGUGGCUAGGUUUUGGGUGUAUCCGAUUCCAGAGUCGCCCAAGUAUCUGAUUGGCAAGGGGAGAGACGAGGAGGCGAUGGAGGUGAUCAAGUAUAUUGCGGCGCAGAAUGGGAAGACUACAAGUUUGACGUUGGAGCAGUUGAAGGCGGCGGGUGAGGGAGUGACGAUGGCCAUCAACACAUUGGAUGCGAACGAGAAAAAGCUGGCACGGGAAGACGACGUUGAGACCAAAGCUAACGGCGCUUGGCCUUCGUCAACUACAGAGGAGAAUGGAGAGAAGAAGGAAGGCGCGAACAGUGCUGAUGCUCAUGUUCGUGCUGCUCCUGCCACCGUUCAGCCUACCGAUCCCGCCACUGCUACCCCUCAAUCCUCGCCCGACUCUUCACCAACCGCCGCAGUAUCUAUUUCACUCAAAGGUCGAUUCCUCUCUGUCUCCGACCUGGCGCAACUCCGUCGCUCCCUCUCCGAAUUCGAUUCACACCACAUCGUAGCGCUCUUCUCCACGCCACGCAUGGCAUGGAACACAAUCCUCAUCUGCUUCCUCUGGGGUCUCAUCGGUCUCGCCUACCCUCUCUACAACGCUUUUAUCGCGCUAUAUCUCCAAAACGCAGGCGCAAACCAAGGCGAAACCACUCAAGCAGAACAGUACCGCGAUCUCGUCAUCAUUGCAGCCUGCGGUAUCCCCGGUUCUUUUGCAGCCGCAGCAUUCGUCGAGCUUCCCUACGCUGGUAGACGAGGGACGAUGGCGUUCUUCACCCUCCUCACCGGUUUGUUCCUCUUCCUGUUCACAACAGCGAGAACUGCAGCAGCGGUGUUGGGUUGGAACUGCGCAACGAGUCUCACGCAAAACGCAAUGUACGCGGUUUUGUAUGCGAUCAGUUACGAAGUCUUCCCUGCACCCAAUAGAGGUACGGGAGAUGGGUUGGCAAUGGCGACGCAGAGAGUGUUUGGUGUGAUUGCGCCAAUUGUGGGUGCCUAUGCGGGGUCGACACCGACAACGCCGAUUUAUGUUUCGGCGAGCUUCUUCAUUGCUGCGGCCGUGUUGAUGCUGUUUUUGCCUUAUGAGACUAGGGGUCGUUCGGCGUUGUAG
Ustilago hordei is the source of this 1833-nucleotide messenger RNA. RefSeq lists its product as uncharacterized. Gene Ontology annotation, biological process: transmembrane transport. The record is from RefSeq and is a predicted model, not a curated record. Gene Ontology annotation, cellular component: membrane. The transcript has a single exon. Bases 1 to 1833 code for a protein of 610 amino acids. Lineage: Eukaryota; Fungi; Basidiomycota; Ustilaginomycetes; Ustilaginales; Ustilaginaceae. Gene Ontology annotation, molecular function: transmembrane transporter activity.